AGCCGAGCCGUCGUAAUUCGAACGCGUGGCGCACAAGGCCAGCCCUGCAGUGCCGCCCUCGUGUCAUUGGACUGCUCGCCAGACACGACGCUGUCCAACUCCAGGGCUGAGCAACCCGUAUCAUCAAAUUAUACAGAUCCGUAGAAAUCAGCAUGCCUCCUAGGUCCCCGGGGUCAUCGACUUGGAUAUAAAAUGAUGGCGUCUGGAACGCCAUUGACAACGACAGAGUAGCCCCUCGUCUCUUCACCGUCACCAGAUCCACCCUUGCCCCUUUUCUUUUCUUAACGCAAUGCUCGUCUUCGAAGUACUUGCACGAACAGCGGCUCGGCUCGCCCUUGCCCAGCAACUGGUGUCUCUUGCAGUUGCUCAAAGCUUUCUCCCCCGACCUGAGGGCGUCACCUUGAUAGAAUCCAAAAACUAUCCCGGGUCAUCCAUCUCCUACAAACAAACCUCGAUUUGCGAAACCACGCCUGGUGUGAAGGGGUACAGUGGAUAUGUGUCCAUCGGUGAUGAUAAUUUCUUCUUCUGGUAUUUCGACGCCAGAAACGACCCGGCCAAUGCCCCCGUAACCAUCUACCUCCCCGGAGGCCCUGGUACGUCCUUCCUCGACGAUACUAGUGGCCUCCCUUGCUCCGUCAACGCCGACUCGAACAGCACCACGCUCAACCCCUGGUCGUGGAACAACGACGUGAACAUGCUCUACAUUGACCAGCCCAUCCAGACGGGUUACUCGUAUACGAAACCUCAGGAUGGAAUGGUGGACCUUUUCACGGGAGAAUUCACCCCUUUGGCAACCACCGACGACCCGAUUGCGACCAACUUGACAGCACUUGCGGCCACGCUAUCAAGUCAGAGCCCUAGUGAUACUGUCAACACCACGGCCCAAGCCGCUAGGAUGAUGUGGAAGUUUGCCCAAAUCUGGUUCCAAGAGUUCCCCGAAUACAAAACUACCAACGACGAAGUCAAUCUCUGGUCUUUCUCUUACGGCGGCUUCUUCGGGCCCGGGACAUUCUCCUACUUCCAGCAACAAAACGAACGGAUAGCCAACGGCACCUCCGACGACCCCAAGGCGAAGCCCCUCCGCCUCGGCACGCUCGGAAUCAACAACGGCUGCAUCGACUCUCUGAUCGAAGGACCCGAAUACCCCGAGAUGGCCGUGAACAACACGUACGGCAUCCAGGCCAUCCCGACCGAUGUCUACCAGGCCGCGAAGCACAACAUGACCAAGGAGGGCGAUGGGUGUGUUUCGCUCAUCGGAGCCUGCCGUGCUGCAGCGGCGGUGGGAGAUCCCGAGGGGAUGGGGAAUAACGACACUGUGAAUGAGGCUUGCCAAGCGGCGAUGGGCGUUUGCUUCGGGCUAGUGCAGGGGGCCUAUACCACUUACUCAAACCGGAGCCCAUUCGAUCUAGCGGUGAUCCUCCCCGGGGUCUUCCUGCCCGAGAGUUCAAUGGCUUUCUACAACCAGCGGUGGGUGCAAGAAGCCCUCGGCGUGCCUGUCAACUUCACGUACAGUUCGAAUGUCGUCGUUGGGAACUUCUUCCAGGCGACCGGCGAUCCCAUGCGUCGCACAAUUGCAGAUCUAGAGCAUGUCCUCUCUGCGGGAGUGAACCUCGCACUGGUGUACGGCGAUCGAGACUACCGCUGCAACUGGCGCGGCGCCGAAAAGGUCAGCCUGGCAAUGUCCUACCCCUCCGCCAGCUCCUUCCGCGCGGCCGGCUACGCCAACAUCACGACCAACGCGAGCUACACGGGUGGCGUCGUCCGGCAGCACGGCAACGUGUCCUUCUCGCGGGUCUUCCAGUCGGGCCACCCGGUGGCGGCGUACCAGCCCGAAACCAUGUACCGCAUCUUCCGGCGGGCUAUCUCCGGUCGGGACAUCGCCACGGGGGAGGUGGCGAUCAAGAAGAGGGACAAGUACAGCUCGGCGGGGCCGGAGAGUAGCUUUGAGAUUAAGUUAGAUGCACCGCCGAGCCCGCCUUCGGUUUGCUAUCUUUACGACAUUAGUAAUACCUGCAGGCUGGAGGAGGUUGAGGCUCUCAGGGACGGGACCGCUGUCGUGGAGAACUUUGUAGUUGUCGGGACUGAUGGUUCGACAAGUGAAAUUAAGAAUGGCGCUGGCAGGGGCGGGGUGUCGAUGAUUGUCGUCUCCUUCGCGAUGGCGCUUGUUCUUGGUUGUACACUAUCUUGAAGGCAGAUCCUUUGCCGAUACUUGUA
Molecule: messenger RNA, 2214 nt
Organism: Phialemonium atrogriseum
Lineage: Eukaryota; Fungi; Ascomycota; Sordariomycetes; Cephalothecales; Cephalothecaceae
Product: Alpha/Beta hydrolase protein
Exons: 7
Coding region: 290-2188 (632 amino acids)
Biological process (GO): proteolysis
Cellular component (GO): fungal-type vacuole
Molecular function (GO): serine-type carboxypeptidase activity
Source: RefSeq, a predicted model, not a curated record